Messenger RNA from Mycotypha africana, 1032 nucleotides. Its product is annotated as D-isomer specific 2-hydroxyacid dehydrogenase. Bases 1 to 1032 code for a protein of 343 amino acids. The transcript is spliced from 5 exons. Gene Ontology annotation, cellular component: cytosol. Gene Ontology annotation, molecular function: hydroxypyruvate reductase [NAD(P)H] activity; glyoxylate reductase (NADPH) activity; NAD binding. Lineage: Eukaryota; Fungi; Mucoromycota; Mucoromycetes; Mucorales; Mycotyphaceae. The record is from RefSeq and is a predicted model, not a curated record.
AUGGCACCCAAAGUUUUGGUUUCACGUAUUCUGCCUCCUCAAACACAAGCGAAGCUUUUGCAGCAAGGUUUUGAAAUGUACCAAUGGCAAGAAGAUUGUGCCAUUCCUCGAAAUGUCUUACUUGAGAAAGUGAAAGGUGUCGAUGCAAUAUAUUGUUUAUUCACUGAGAGAAUUGACGAGGAAUUAUUAGAAGCUGCAGGUCCGCAGCUAAAAGUAGUAGCCACUAUGAGUGUUGGGUAUGACCAUAUCGAUGUGAAGGCGGUGAAAGCACGAAAUAUAAAAAUAGGCUAUACUCCUGGAGUUUUGACCGACGCAACUGCUGACUUGACAGUUUUACUAACUUUGGGAGCUUCGCGUAGGAUCAAGGAGGGUAUCCGUGCAGCUGAAGAGGGUUCGUGGACUACAUGGGGCCCAACUUGGUUAUGUGGGUCACAAAUCACGAACAAAACGCUAGGUAUUGUGGGCAUGGGCCGAAUCGGCGAAGCUGUUGCCCACCGUAUGAAGGCGUUUGGUGUAUCGCAUAUUGUGUAUAGUGGAAGAAGUAGAAAGGCAACCGCUGAGAAAAAUUUGAAUGCGGAAUACGUGCCGUUUGAAUCCUUGCUAACUGAAUCAGAUAUUAUUGCUGUAUGCUGUGCUUUAACAGAUGAAACGAGGGAUUUGUUCAAUUAUGAAGCAUUUAAAAAAAUGAAGAAGACAGCAAUUUUUGUUAACUCUGCCCGUGGUGGUAUCGUACAGCAGGAUGAUCUUGGUAAGGUGGUUGAUAAUACUAGUAACUGUUAUAAUAGCCUAGACUUAUGUAAAGUUUCUCAAACAGUUCGUGCCCUUGAAGAAAAUCUAAUUGGCGCAGUUGGGUUAGAUGUAACAACGCCUGAGCCAUUGCCAGCAAGUCAUAAGUUAUAUACUUUCCCUAACUGUUUGAUACUGCCUCAUGUCGGUAGUGCAACUUUAGAAACGAGGGAGAAUAUGGCACAAAUGACGCUUGACAAUAUUUUAGCAGGCCUUCGUGAUGAAACUCUUCCUUUUGGUAUAUAA